Molecule: messenger RNA, 2529 nt
Organism: Gallus gallus (chicken)
Lineage: Eukaryota; Metazoa; Chordata; Aves; Galliformes; Phasianidae
Gene: ZNFY1
Product: MHCY region zinc finger protein 1
Exons: 5
Coding region: 267-1694 (475 amino acids)
Biological process (GO): regulation of DNA-templated transcription
Source: RefSeq, marked validated
GUGGCGUCCCAGAGCGGCGCCGUGCAGUCGGCGCGGCGCGGAGCGGAGCGGAGCGGAGAGACGCGGUUCUUCAAGCGGAGGCGGUGCCGCACAGGGCCGCGUUUCUCGCGGUCGCUGCCCGCUGUCCCCGUGGACGAAGUGGCGCUCGGGUGACGGCUGCGAUCCUCUCCCGCAUCCCGCAGUUCCCGGCGGGACGGUCGCCGUUCGGCUCCAGUGGACCUUCUGCCUUUCAUCUGUGACCCUCCCAGUCUGCAGGCGAGCAACAAAUGGCCACGCAGGAUCCAUCUCAGGAGCCCGUGAGCUUUGCAGAUGUGGCCGUGUAUUUCAGCAGGGAGGAGUGGGCGCUGCUGGACCCUGCGCAGCGAGUGCUGUACCGGGACGUGAUGCUGGAGACGUACGAAUGCGUGGCCUCGCUGGCCCCCAAGCCUGCGAUGAUCUCCCUGCUCGAGGGAGGGGAAGAGCCCUGGAUCCCAGAUGUGCGUGGCCUGGAGGACACGGCAGGAGACCUCAGCCCAGCAGGCCAUGGGGUCGCAGCUGCUCCGGACGUUCUGCAGAAGUGUGAUGUGACUGAAGGGCAGUGGGGUAUUGCCUCUGUGGGAGAAAUCAGAAAGGCUAUCCAGGAGGAUCUGGAACAAGGAGAGCACCUCAAGCAGCAACGGGGGAACCCUCCAGGAGAGACUGCGAGGAGCCCCCAGGACUCCAGCACGGGUCAAAAGCAGCCUGAAGGUGCAAGGAGCGAGGAAGUGUGUCAGGAGAAAAGGCAGAACCCAAACGCUGAGUGUGGGAACAGCCUGAAAAGGUGUUCCGUCCUUCUUAACCACCACUGUGUACGCUCAGUGAAGAGAUUGUACAAGUGUUCGGAUUGUACAAAAAGCUUCAAAUGGAAAUCCCACCUCACCUGCCACCAGCGCAUCCACACGGACGAGAGACCCUUUAAGUGCCCUGAUUGUCCAAAGUGCUUCAAAACCAAUUCCCACCUCACCGGCCACCAGCGCAUACACAAAGGAGAGAAACCCAUUAAGUACUGUGAGUGUGGGAAGGGCUUCAAAUACAGUUCCAUACUGCAGCGCCACCAGCGCAUCCACACCGGAGAGAGACCCUUCAAGUGUCCUGAGUGUCCAAAGAGCUUCAAAAACAGUUUCCACCUCACCUGCCACCAGCGCAUCCACACAGGAGAGAGACCCUUUAAGUGCUGUGAGUGUGGGAAGCACUUCAAGUACAGUUUUGUACUGAAGCGCCACCAGCGCAUGCACACAGCAGUGGGACCCUUUAAGUGCUCUGAGUGUGGGAAGGGCUUCAAAUUUGGUUAUGAAUUACAGCACCACAGUCGCAUCCACACAGAAAAGAGGCCCUUUAAGUGUCCCGAGUGUUCAAAGAGCUUCAAAAGCAAAUCCCAGCUCACCUACCACCAGCGCACCCACACAGGAGAGAGACCCUUUAAGUGUCGCGAGUGCGAGAUGAGCUUCAAGUACAGUUUUGUACUGAAGCGCCACCAGCGCAUCCACACAGGAGAGAGGUCCAUUAAGUGCGUGGCAAGGGUUUACGGCGUGCUUCGGCCCGGUUCCGUGACUGAUGGAGCAGGAGGACCCACGGACCCACGCCCCAGAAAAGGGAUAAUGGGAAAAGGAAAAAGGGGGAAGGGGAAAAGGGAAAAGGGUAGGAAGACGGGCCUGACAUCAAAGCAGUGGCAAUGAUCUGAGGAGGAAAGCUAAUUUACUAGAAAAUAUAUCAGAAUGCAAGAUAACACAACAUAAUGCAAUAUAAUUGGAAACAAAGUUAAUAAAUCUAGUAAAAAUGAGAGAGAGAGAGAGAGAGAGUGUUCAAAAGCUGAAGACCUUACUCUAAUGCUGAAGGCGAGCACGCUUGCUGCUGGGACGAGCAGAAAGGGGAAAAUGAGAUAUCUCGUGUUUGUAAAAACCGUUUUCGUCUUUACUUCUGAUCUGUAAAUGGAAACACAAAGUCCCCUGGGGUAUGUAGUUCUUCUCUUCUCAGAACCAGGUAUGCGGAGCAUUAACUCUCUAACUCCCAGUGCUCUACAAAGAAUCAUAGAAUCAUAGAAUGGCCUGGCUUGAAAAGGACCUCAGAGAUCGUCUAGUUUCAACUUCCCUGCCACGGGCGUGGUUGCCAGUCAUCAGAGCAGGCUGCCCGGGCCCACAUCGAACCAAACGGAGCCAGCUCCCUGAGCAAAAACAGUUCCACGGAGAUGUUUGCCCUUUCCAGAAGCUGGAAAGGCCCAGACCACUGUUCCCAACGUGCUCUUUGCAUGUGCUACAGGGACCUUACCUCCCUGUACGUUAUGUAGGGAGCUGGAUGGGGUAGGCCCAUCACGACUGAUAGAUCCUCGAGUGUUAACCAACCAGGUGGCUUCUGCCAAAUGCUUCUCCCAGUGCUUAAAUAUUCCGCCUCCCGCUGCUUUUGACACAGUUUUUAACACGACAUACCAUUUGAUUUUACCAGAGGCUGGUGCGUGAUAGGAGAUACGAUAAAUCCGCUCAAUGCUCAAGUAUUAACAGGAGAAUUUUUGAAAUG